Molecule: messenger RNA, 1710 nt
Organism: Penicillium roqueforti
Lineage: Eukaryota; Fungi; Ascomycota; Eurotiomycetes; Eurotiales; Aspergillaceae
Product: putative tannase
Exons: 3
Coding region: 1-1710 (569 amino acids)
Source: RefSeq, a predicted model, not a curated record
AUGCGGUAUUCUCUAUGGGCCUCUACGCUUGUGCUGGCUUCGGCUGCCGCCACAACAACUUCACUGAGUGAUAUAUGUACAAGUGCAUAUGCGAAGAAGGCGUUGCCAGUGGAUCAACUCCAGGGAGUUACCGUUGAUCCCUCUUCCAUUUCCACGAGUCUCGUCACCAACUUCACUGCCAGCAGUAUAUUCUACCCUACCACGACCUUCGAUUACUGUAAUGUGACUUUCGCCUACUCCCAUGACGGCAUUGAAGGGGAUAUUGUUCAUGUGCAAUACUGGCUUCCAGCUCCAGCACAGUUCAAAAACAGAUAUGUGUCUACAGGUGGAGGUGGUUGGUAUAUUAACUCGGGCACUCAAUCGAUCCCUACUGGAGUUAUCGUUGGCGGUGUUGGCGGAUUGACCGAUGGAGGAUCAGGAAACUUCGAUGCCGCAUUUAGUUCCGUUGCUCUCUUGGCAAAUGGAACUAUCAAUUGGCAAGCGACGUACAUGUUUGGCUACCAAGCCCAGCACGAGCUCGCUGUAUUGGGCAAAGCGCUCACGCGAAAUAUUUACAACGUACCGUCCAGCGAGAAGAUUUACUCCUACUAUCAGGGUUGUUCCGAGGGAGGCCGUGGCGGAUGGAGCCAGGUCCAACGGUUCCCCGAGCAGUUCGACGGCGUAGUCGCCGGUGCCCCAGCCUUCCGCUGGGCACAGCAGCAAACCAAUCAUUUGACGGGCAACGUCAUCGAGAAAACUCUUGACUACUACCCGCCCAGCUGUGAGCUCGAGAAGAUCAUGAACAUGACUGUCGCAAGCUGCGAUCCCCUGGACGGCAAGACGGACGGUAUUGUAUCGCGCUCCGACUUGUGUUUGAAGAAUCUAAGCUGGGAUUCCAUCCUGGGCGCUUCUUACUCGUGCGAUGCUGUCACCGGCUCUGCCUACGUGAGCGCCACACCUGCGCAGACAGGCAAUGUAUCUGCCAAAGCCAUCGAGGUCGUCAAGGCCUUUUGGAAGGGUCUUCACGACUCCGACGGCAAGCGGGUUUACUUCAACUACCAGCCUGGUUCGACUUUCGACGAUCUUGUGAGCGCAUAUGAUUCUACCACCGACAGCUGGAAUCUCGAUAUAAGCAGUCUCGGCGGGACGUGGGUUGGCUUAUUUAUCGAUCUUUUGCAGGAGUCCAACAUUCCCAGCUUGGAUGGCGUGACCUACGAUACCCUCAAGGAAUGGAUAGUCCUUUCCCAAAAGAAGUACGGGGAUAUACUCCAGACAACAUACCCAGACUUAUCGGACUUCCAAGCCGCCGGUGGAAAAGUCAUCCACGUCCACGGAGAGCAAGACUACUCGAUUCCGACCGCUUCUUCAGUCCGUUACUGGAACUCGGUUAGGGAAGUUAUGUUCCCCAACAAGUCAUACAAGGAAGGUGCCGCCGCUGUCGAUGACUUCUACCGACUGUUCCUCAUUCCCGGCGUGGGACACUGUGCCACCAACGAUUACCAAUCCGGUGCGCCAUGGCCACAGACAACUCUGCAGACUCUUAUUGGAUGGGUUGAGAAUGGCACGGCGCCAGCGACACUCGCUGGAUCUGGUGAGAUUGAAACAAUGUGUCGUUGGCCUCUUCGCCCGCUUUGGACUUCAAAUGGCAAGAAGUUCCAAUGUGUGUAUGACCAGGAAUCGAUUGAUAGCUUUAGUUAUGAUUUGGAUGCGUACAAGCUUCCUGUGUACUAA